AUGCAUGCCCGUCUUCCAGAUCUGAGAGAUUCGAGCGGCAUGAGGAGUCUCCGGCUCACGCGCUUGGUUGCGGAAGGAACCGACGAGGCCGUGUUGGUUGCUGCGUGGCGUGGAGGCUCGAGUGUGAUGGGCGUCCGUGUGGCGGCAGCGAAGGUGGCAGCGCAGGUGGCGGGAGCGCGUUGGAUCAACGCGGCUGUCGUGGCUGUCGAGAAAGAUUCCAGGCAGCAAUUCGGCGGUCUUCCGAUCCGCUGCCUUGCACUGCAACCACUGCGGCCGCUCUUCCGCCAAUGGAAGCUAGCCAAGGCCGAAAAGUUCAAGAUUGCGCACACGGCAGCUUCGCAUGGAAGCCACGUCUGCUCAACCGACAGAAGGCGGAAAGAGCCAAAGGAGGCGGCGGACUUGGAAGCGGCUGAUCAAAUUGCUGCAUCGCGGCGCGACGGCGCGACCUUGUUGAGCCCGAGCUGGGAGUCCGACAGCUUUUGA
This is a messenger RNA of Moesziomyces aphidis, 483 nucleotides long. NCBI's taxonomy places the organism in Eukaryota, Fungi, Basidiomycota, Ustilaginomycetes, Ustilaginales, Ustilaginaceae. The record is from the annotation of a GenBank genome assembly.